CUACUUUUCUUAAUGUAUUUCACAAGAAAAGCAGCCACCAUCUUUGAUAGAGUAGUCUGGAAAAUGUGUGAAAACAAGAGAAAAUAAGACAAUGAAACACAUACCUUACCCGCUGCUAUGGGCCAGGGAACACAGUGGUUACCAUGGCUUAAUCUGUCACUGAAGUGGACUUUAAGGGGUGACAGGGUUUUUGCAGGCUGAUCUUUCUCCCAAACAGACAGCUUAGCAUUUGUGUGCACAGGAAGAGCCCUUUCCAAUAUCUCAAAUAAGCUGUGUUGGGCUGAAGAGCCAACUUAAUCUCUGUCUCCUACUCUCUUGCACCAGUGGAAUAUGGAGGAAUAAUUAAUGGUAUCCUAAAUUAACCAAAACAUUCCUUGCUUUUCAGUUUGGAAAUAGUCUUUUGGACAAUAUUUCAAAGAAAGAGAAAUCCUGUAAAUUGUUCAGAAAUUGAUCCUUUCACUUAAAAAGUUUAAAAAUGACAGCAAAAUCUGAGGCUGAUAUUACUGACAAUGCACAAAGUCUACUUCUGUAAAGUUCAGCUUUUUCAGGUUAGAGGUUAAUGGGACAACAAGUGAUCAACCUGAUAAUUAUGUGAUUAAAGAGAUAAAAAGAAUAAAGAAUUUACAUUUAAAUUAAAAUGUACGUUUGUAUUUUGGCAGUCUUUGUAGUUUGAAUCGCUUUGUUUGUGAUUAUUCUAUGAUUAAUCAGAUUAAUGUGCACACGCACAGCCUUCACUUGUGAUAAAUGAAGUUUUGAAAGUCGCAUAAUUAAUUCGCCCUUACAUGCACCUUAAGCAGUAACAUAAAUACAGACCAAAUGACUCUAACAAAAAAUGGUCCAUUAGCAGGUCACAUACGGAUGGAGCAUUUACAUCCCAGUAAAAAACUGAGCACACAUGCAUGUCGCAGCCUCACAGACAGCAGCAGCGCGGAAAACUGAUGCGUUCACAUCUCACCGUGUCCCUCCCCUGAAACCCACCUUCUUUAAAGGUUUUUGCGCGUCCGUUUUGUGGGAUAACAUCAGAAGGGUUCGUCCCGUCGAGCCAAUCAGGUCCCUCCCUACCUCAGAUCGCAGCUAUAAUACAUAGGAGUAAAGAGGCUUCUCGCAUAAGUGGCUGUGGCUUCAAACUAACGUUGCGAUUUCGGGGUCAGUCUUACCUCUCACAUCCACGCCGCAAACCUCCGAUGCGUUAUCAGACUCACAUUUCCGCACCUGUCACGGUAGGGCUUGGCGCUGAGGGACACGCGUGAACUAAGGAGACGGCAAGGACAUCGCCGGAGAUCCGCGCAAGGAGAACGAGAAAUCCUGCUAGACAGACCGCGCAGGGCGCUCUAGAACACCGCAGCGAGAUUCACCGUGCGGCAAAAUGCGGCUUAUGACGAGAGUGCUGCUGGUGUCUCUUCUCAGUCUGUCCUUGGUGGUGUCCGGACUGGCCUGCGGUCCAGGCAGAGGCUACGGCACAAGAAGACAUCGGAAGAAGCUGACACCUCUCGCCUACAAGCAGUUCAUACCUAAUGUCGCGGAGAAGACCUUAGGGGCCAGCGGUAGAUACGAGGGCAAGAUAACGCGCAAUUCGGAGAGAUUUAAAGAACUUAUUCCAAAUUACAAUCCCGACAUUAUCUUUAAGGAUGAGGAGAACACAGGCGCGGACAGACUCAUGACACAGAGAUGCAAAGACAAGCUGAACUCAUUGGCCAUCUCUGUAAUGAACCAGUGGCCGGGGGUUAAGUUGCGUGUGACAGAGGGCUGGGAUGAGGACGGUCACCAUUUUGAAGAAUCACUCCACUACGAGGGAAGAGCUGUUGAUAUCACCACCUCUGAUCGAGACAAGAGUAAAUAUGGGACACUCUCUCGGUUAGCUGUAGAAGCUGGAUUUGACUGGGUCUAUUAUGAGUCCAAAGCCCACAUCCAUUGCUCUGUCAAAGCAGAAAAUUCGGUUGCUGCAAAAUCUGGAGGGUGUUUCCCAGGUUCGGCUCUGGUCACGCUCAAAGACGGAGGGCAAAAGGCCGUGAAGGACCUGAACCCCGGCGACAAGGUGCUGGCGGCGGACAGCGCCGGGAACCUCGUGUACAGCGACUUCAUCAUGUUCACAGACCGAGACUCCGCGACGCGACGUAUCUUUUACGUCAUAGAAACGAAAGAACCCGUUGAAAAGAUCACCCUCACCGCUGCUCAUCUCCUUUUUGUCCUCGACAACUCAACGGAUGAUCUCCACACCAUGACCGCCGCGUUUGCCAGCAGUGUCAGGGCCGGACAAAAGGUGAUGGUUGUUGAUGAUAGCGGUCAACUUAAAUCUGUCAUCGUGGAACGGAUAUACACGGAGGAGCACCAGGGCUCGUUCGCACCAGUGACUGCUCAUGGAACCAUUGUGGUCGACAGAAUACUGGCGUCCUGUUACGCCGUAAUAGAGGACCAAGGUCUCGCGCAUUUGGCCUUCGCGCCCGUCAGGCUCUAUUAUGACGUGUCAUCAGUCCUGUUCCCCAAAAACUUCAUCAGUCAGUCCAGUGCGACUUUACAACAGGAGGGAGUCCACUGGUACUCCAAGCUCCUCUAUCAAAUGGGAACGUGGCUUUUGGACAGCCACAUGCUUCAUCCUUUGGGGAUGUCAGUAAACUCAAGCUGAAAACCUUUAUAUGGAAAUUAAGCAAGAGAAAUCACACUAAUGUAGGAUAUAAGACAAUGUUAGAACAAGAGAGAAAGAGAGAGCGAGAGUGAGAGAGAAAGAGACAAAGGCCCCGAGCGGAGUUGGGAUAUUUAUUACAAUGACUUUUAAAAAAAAAAUGUCAUUUUCAAAGAAUAAAUGGAGCCUUAAAAGUUUUCUUUGCAUAAUUUAUUCUCGCGUGAACUCAGGCUGGUGGCACACAAACGGAUUCGAAUGAUCAUCCAGCGGUGCAGAAUCUAUUUUUGUAUAUCUCAUGUAAACAGGAAAAAAAAAAAAAGAAAAAACGAUAAUGUAAGAAAAAAGAAAGAAACUUUCAUGACAGGCUGUAACAUUCUGUGCAUAUGUGCAAAUGACUGUUAUAUUUUAGGGGCAAGCAAACGCCGUGGGGCUCCAGAAAUUAUAUUUUUAUACACAGAAUUGUACAUUAGAUUUUGACCGAUCGUUACCUAAUCACUUUUCGUUAUUUGAAAUAGUGUAAGAUACGAGAAUAUAUUUUAAUUUAAAUAGGUGCAGAGUCUUUGCAGUCUUGUGCUGUUAUCUCUUUUAGAAUUCUCUAUUAUUUUGUCAUUGCUUUGGUUGUCAGAGUGGGACAGACAUAUUGUUCACUCUUCUCUGGUUUCAUUGUUUCUUGUAUUUCUUUAAGAAAAUACGAAAUGCACAUUCUGACAAUUCAGUAACGAUAAUAGUCCCACAGUAAAGAACAAAGAUUUUCGUUAAACAAAUUAAUAAGUAACUACUGUACAUUUACUAAAAUGUAUUUUUCUUUUCAUAUUUUGUAAUAGGUAAAUAGUUUUAUAGAAAUAAAAUGCAGCUGAUGCACAGUUUGGAUAGCAUAUGAUUGAGUGGCCAUACCAGUUAACCUACCUUUCAUUGAGGCAAGGUGUCAGGAAAUGUAUAGAAUUUAUUAUUUAUAUGUUUAUUAUAAAUGAAUGAGAUAAAGAAAAUAUUCAAACUGA
Molecule: messenger RNA, 3618 nt
Organism: Ctenopharyngodon idella (grass carp)
Lineage: Eukaryota; Metazoa; Chordata; Actinopteri; Cypriniformes; Xenocyprididae
Gene: shha
Product: sonic hedgehog signaling molecule a
Exons: 3
Coding region: 1367-2623 (418 amino acids)
Biological process (GO): smoothened signaling pathway; intein-mediated protein splicing; regulation of gene expression
Molecular function (GO): patched binding; calcium ion binding
Source: RefSeq, a predicted model, not a curated record